Molecule: messenger RNA, 3192 nt
Organism: Stegostoma tigrinum
Lineage: Eukaryota; Metazoa; Chordata; Chondrichthyes; Orectolobiformes; Stegostomatidae
Gene: gpbp1l1
Product: GC-rich promoter binding protein 1-like 1
Exons: 12
Coding region: 1096-2529 (477 amino acids)
Biological process (GO): DNA-templated transcription; positive regulation of DNA-templated transcription
Cellular component (GO): nucleus
Molecular function (GO): RNA binding; DNA binding
Source: RefSeq, a predicted model, not a curated record
CGCAUGAGCGCGAGCGAGUGGCAGGAGUGUCGAGCGCGAGCAUCCAGAGAGGGAAAAAAAAAAGCUGCGGUGCAGCAGCAUUGGACUGGCUCAUGAGAGAAGUAUAUUUUUUAAAAAAAAUAAACACUGAUCCCUCGGAAAUACAUUGGGUUGAUACGCAGGCCUGGAGAGAGAGAGAGAAGACGAAGAAAGCAUUCGAAUCAGAGGAGACUGACGCUGAGUAUUUCUCACUGUGGAGGUACUGCUGGAAGUGAGGGUUGCGUUGAAUGUACCAGAAAAAAGCAUUCUGUUUUGCUGCAGAGGAUGAAAAGAAAUAGGAUCAUUUGCUUUACUUAUCAGUUUUAAUAUGGCCAGCUCUGAAAUAUAAAAAAGCAGAAGUAAAUUUUAAAUCUGGUAAAAAUUGGCUUAGAUUUUUUGAAAAAUUCUUGUAAGAGGAUUUUUUUAUUGUUUUGGUUGGCUGAAUAUUUGGAUAUGAUGUUGGAUGUUGGAUAUACUUACGCUGUCUGGCAGCUAGUCAGAUACCUUUAAAAUCACUAAAGACUUCUAAAAGUGCACAGUGUGUCCUCGUAAUUAUAAAAUGAUGGACAUGGGAAGAAGCGAAAGAAUGAUUAUGCUAAAUGUGUAAAUGUGACAGUCUAGUAAAUUCACAAAAUAAAAUUUGGGUAUUCCUUUAAUUUUGGGUAUGUUGUAAUCAAAUCAUUGCUCACAAGAGAGUUAGGAAUUUUGUUGUCUUAUGUAAUAUAUAAUUAUUCCCCUUCUCUAUAUGACACUGAGAGCAUUAAUGAAGCAAGCAUAGCUCUUCUAGUUCUCAGUUUAAAAACAAUUCCCUUGUAAAUUUUAAGAUUAUUUUGUACGUUUGGGAAAGACAGACAAUAAAAUGAAUAGUUGAGGGAGUUUGAGGUGUAGGCAAGCACAGAGUAGUGCUUCACGGACCAGAUCACCCUGAAAGUCCUUCCUACAGUUUGCGAGCUUGCCUUGAGACCAAAGAGCUCCCGUACUGGAAACAUCAAAGUUGAGGGCCCACAAGUUCUGCUUGAAGGAUCCUGGCCAUGAGGUUUGAUGCCUCACUUCGUUAACAAAAGUCAUUGGACCUAAAUGGCGCAGCAUGACUUUGUUCCUGCUUGGCUUAAUUUUCCAACAUCUCAGUCUUCAAACAAGUCCUCUUCUACCAGUGAGAAACACAGUGACCAUUUUGCUCGAGGUGAUGGUCGAUUUGGUGUAAAUCGUAGAAGGCACAAUUCCUCAGAUGGAUUCUUUAAUAAUGGUCUACUCCGAGCUGCUGGAGGUAGGAAAGAUGGUUGGUAUCAGCCUUCAUUGCUUCGCCAUGAUUCUGUAGAUUCAGGUGUUUCUAAGAGUGUUCAAGUUAGCCUUUUUGGAAGUCAGGUUUGGAAAGAAAGUGCCAGUUGGCACAAUGCAAAUAGAGGCCAUGAUGUGAUCAACCAGCGUGGUAGCAACAAUGCCCAUCGACACUGGAAUGGCAACUUUCAUAACCGGAAGAGUUCAGGAUUCCAGGACAAACCACCUGCUGAGGUAAAGGAGGAGAAGAAGGAUGAAAAAGAUGAAAAACUUCAGUUUGAAGAGGAAGACUUCCCGUCUCUGAAUCCUGAUGCAGAAAAACAGCCCAGCCAGAGCAGACCAGUCAGUACACCAGCAGGAGUAUGGGAAAACCCUCCAAGUGCCAAGCAGCCAGUUUCCAAGAUGCUGGUCAUCAAAAAAGUUCUGAAAGAGGAACCAAUAUUCUCAACGAGCUUUUGUUCCUCAGGAAACCCUUUUUCUAACAGCAACAAAAACAGUGCAAGUCCAAGCGUUUACAAAAAUCUAAUACCCAAACCAGCAGCUCCUCCCACAAAGCCAGGUCCAUGGAAAUCUGCUGCAAGGGAAAACAAACCCGGCUUACUUUAUUCUGGUCAAGAUUCAGCAUUUACAAGUCCUCUUGCAAUGAUCAAACCUACAGUACAGUCUACUAGUAGUUGUCACAUUUCUCCAAAAGAGACUCCUUCAAGUACCACCCCUCCAAUAGAGAUCAGUACAAAUCGUUUAAUGAAACUAACUCGGGUAAAGUCAGAUAAGAAGAGUGAGUUUCUGAAGGCACUGAAAGAUGACCGGAGUGAUGAAAUCUCAGAACAUAGAGACUUCGACAAAUUAGAAGACUGUGUGGGUAAUAUUCCAGAAACAAAUGAAAACGGGAAUACAAAUGGUCAUCAGCAUAGUCUGUCAUUCUGUGGCUCAGAAAAAGAUUAUCUGUCCAGUUCUCUUGAAGCAGAACAUAGAUUAUUGAAAGCAAUGGGUUGGCAAGAAUGCUCAGAGAAUGAUGAUAACUUCUUGCCUUUGACUGAAGAUGAGCUCAGGGAGUUCCAGGCCAAAACUGAGCAGCUCAAGAAAAAUGGCUUUAGGAAAAAUGGUUUUCAACUGAAGAACCAGUGUACAGCUUUACAUUUUGCCCAUUGGAGAGGCUUUUUCAGUUCAGGACUUCAUGAAGCAUCAGAUUCUGAAACGAGCAGUAGUACCAAUUCUGAUGAUGACGCUUAAACUUGGUACAAGUGGAAUUCAUGUUAUAUGUUUUCUUUAUAGCUGGAGGACUAAACUUACUAAAGCUCUUUUGGCACAGAGUUAUAUUUUACCAAGCACAAGGGAGUUGAUCAUAUCCCAAAGAAGAAAAUUUGCUUGUUGAGCUUUUUUCUUUAUUUCUUUGACCAGCUGGUCCUGUUGAAUGCUUCGUAGAAUGAAAUAUGAGUCAAUAAAGAAGAAAAGGGGCAAAGCACAUUGAGUAAUCAUUUUCAAGGAAAAAAUGUGGGGUUUUUUUUGAAAGCUUGGAAAAAAAAUUGCAGACAUUUAGUAGGAAUAGCAGUACAAUAGAAAAAGCAGUGUAAGAGACAAAUUCAAAAUACUGAUGAUAGUUUUCAAGAAUAAUGCUAACUAAAACAUUUUUCAAUGUCGUGACAUUUUGAGAAAAGGAAAAUAAGAUUUGUCACCAGAGGUUUAUCUCCAUUUCUUUGGUACAGUUGUAAAAUAUUCACAAUAGGAGCUUUGAGUCUUCAAACAACCUUGAUAUUCAGGGUGGAAUGUAAAAUAUAAAUUUUGUGAAAUUUCAAAGAUUAAGAUUAUUUUGAUAACGUUAUUUACAAAUUUAAAAAAAAGUGGCUAUCACAUAUGAAUAUCUGUAAAAGAAAAACUACUGCAUUAAAAUAACUU